This is a messenger RNA of Peromyscus leucopus (white-footed mouse), 365 nucleotides long. Its product is annotated as protein PET100 homolog, mitochondrial. NCBI's taxonomy places the organism in Eukaryota, Metazoa, Chordata, Mammalia, Rodentia, Cricetidae. Bases 82 to 312 code for a protein of 76 amino acids. The transcript has 4 exons. Gene Ontology annotation, biological process: mitochondrial respiratory chain complex IV assembly. The record is from RefSeq and is a predicted model, not a curated record. Gene Ontology annotation, cellular component: mitochondrion; mitochondrial inner membrane.
CUUGAGAUGCACCAGUGAGAUUUUGCAUUGCUGGAGAGUCGCCUGUGGGCGGAAGUGGCUUCGUAGAACCGCAGAGGCGAGAUGGGGGUGAAGCUGGAGGUGUUUCGGAUGUCACUCUACCUCACUUUCCCCGUGGUUAUGUUCUGGAUCUCCAAUCAGGCAGACUGGUUUGAGGACUAUGUUGUCCAGCGCAAGAGGGAGCUGUGGCCACGAGAGAAGGAGGGUCAGCGCCAGGAGUUAGAAGAGUUCAAACAGAAGAUCCGGAAGCAGAGGGAAGAGAGACUCCUUCAAGCUGCUCAGCAGAGGUCCUGAGACCUUCAAGUCCUCCACCCAGAAAUAACACACACUCAGUUCUUGGUUACUAG